AUGGUGGCAAAUCAUGUGCCGGUCGGGUCUCCCUGGGAGCCGGAGGGCCGCUCCCAGCCCCGGAACAAGUAUUCGGUGUUGUUACCUACCUACAACGAGCGCGAGAACUUGCCUCUCAUCGUGUGGCUGCUGGUGAAAAGCCUCUCUGAGAGUGGAUUCAACUAUGAAAUUAUAAUCAUAGAUGAUGGAAGCCCAGAUGGAACAAGGGACGUAGCUGGACAGUUGGAAAAGAUCUACGGAUCAGACAAAAGUAUCAUGGAUGCUGAGCUCUCUCACCAUCCAAAAUUUAUUCCUGAAUUCAUUAGAAAGCAAAGGGAAGGUAAUUUUGAUAUUGUCUCUGGAACACGCUACAAAGGAAAUGGAGGUAUGUAUGGCUGGGAUUUGAAAAGAAAAAUGAUCAGCCGAAGCUUCAGAUUACACAAAAAAGAAGUUCUACAGAAGUUAAUAGAACGAUGUGUCUCUCGAGGCUACGGCUUCCAGAUGGAGAUGAUCGUUCGAGCGAGGCAACUGGACUACACUGUUGGUGAGGUUCCAAUAUCAUUUGUGGAUCACGUUUAUGGUGAAUCCAAGUUGGGAGGAAAUGAAAUUGUCUCUUUCUUGAAAGGAUUAUCGACUCUUUUUGCUACUACAUAAAAGAAAAUUACUCAUUUCUACUUAUGUUCAUUUCAAUUGAAAUAUAAAAGGAGCCCUCUUACUGAUUGUUGUAACAUGUACUCUUAGAGCAUAACCAUAAGGUAAGGUAAAUUUUAUAUGAAUAUGUUGUUUCGAAAAACUCCAUUUUUUACUUGAAACUAAAUUUUAAAGUU
Messenger RNA from Octodon degus (degu), 806 nucleotides. RefSeq names its product dolichol-phosphate mannosyltransferase subunit 1-like. Gene Ontology annotation, biological process: protein O-linked glycosylation via mannose; GPI anchor biosynthetic process. The coding region runs from base 1 to 633 and encodes 210 amino acids. Gene Ontology annotation, cellular component: endoplasmic reticulum membrane. Lineage: Eukaryota; Metazoa; Chordata; Mammalia; Rodentia; Octodontidae. The record is from RefSeq and is a predicted model, not a curated record. The transcript is spliced from 2 exons. Gene Ontology annotation, molecular function: dolichyl-phosphate beta-D-mannosyltransferase activity.